Messenger RNA from Xenopus tropicalis (tropical clawed frog), 4099 nucleotides. RefSeq names its product ectonucleoside triphosphate diphosphohydrolase 7 (gene entpd7). Bases 210 to 2042 code for a protein of 610 amino acids. Gene Ontology annotation, cellular component: cytoplasmic vesicle membrane. The record is from RefSeq and is a predicted model, not a curated record. Lineage: Eukaryota; Metazoa; Chordata; Amphibia; Anura; Pipidae. The transcript has 13 exons. Gene Ontology annotation, molecular function: CTPase activity; GTPase activity; hydrolase activity.
UUCAAUAAAGUUACAUCGUUGAAAAACGAUGACGUGGCAGCCCUGGCAUGGUGCACCGGCUCCUGACUUCCGGGUGCGGCAGGGAAAGUGACUGCAGGAGUAGGAGGUGGCAAUGCUGGAAGAUAUGACACAGCUUACUUGGGGCAGACAGAGGAAAAGGUGACAUGUUGUGGACAAGCUUUGAAAGCAGUUGAUGGUAGAGGCUGCCUAUGGCCAGAAUUAGCUUUUCCUGCUUGUUUCCUGCAUCCUGGCACUGUAGUCUGCCUUCUGUAACCCAGUUCUCUCGCCAGCGUGUGGCCCUUCUGAUAAUUUCCGUUGCAGUAUUCAUACUGGUUUUUGCUGCUGUCGCAGACCUUCAGCUGUGGAGUUCUAGAGCUUUUCGUGAUCGGCAAUUUAGAAGGUACUUGGACCAAAUUGAGGACUUAGAAGCCACUGAUACAAAGGAUACCAAACUAAACUAUGGAGUUGUUGUUGACUGUGGCAGCAGUGGAUCUCGGGUUUUUGUGUAUUUCUGGCCCCCACAUAAUGGAAACCCCCACGACCUCCUGGAUAUCAAGCAAAUGCGAGACCGAGGCAGCAAACCUGUGGUCAAGAAAAUCAAACCAGGUAUCUCUACAAUGGCACUGACUCCAGAAAAAUCAAGUGAUUACAUCAAUCCUCUCCUGAGCUUUGCAGCUUCUUAUAUUCCGAAACAUAAGCAUAAAGAGACCCCUCUGUAUAUCCUCUGCACUGCUGGUAUGCGCAUCCUACCAGAGAGCCAACAGAUAGCCAUUCUUCAGGACCUGGUGAAGGACGUUCCCCAAGAAUUUGACUUUCUUUUUUCAGAGGCCCAUGCUGAAGUCAUAUCUGGAAAACAGGAAGGUGUGUAUGCGUGGAUCAGUAUUAACUUCGUUCUUGGGCGAUUUGACCAUGUGGUUGAUGAGGAAGAUGCUGUUGUUGCUGUUACAAUUGGAACGCAAGAGGAGUCUAUCAUUCGCAAGCGGACAGUAGGGGUAAUUGAUAUGGGAGGUGGUUCUCUUCAGAUUGCCUAUGAGGUUCCGACCACUAUGACCUACCCCUCUGUGGAGCAUGAGGAAGUUGCUAAAUCAAUGCUGGCAGAGUUCAACUUGGGCUGUGACCUGCAACACACAGAGCAUGUUUACCGUGUCUAUGUUACAACCUUUAUGGGCUUUGGGGGGAACUUUGCUCGGCAGCGCUAUGAAGACAUGGUUUUUAAUGACACCAUCACAAAAAACAGAAUACAAGGGCAGCAGAUUGGCGUCCAUCCCAACUCACCACUUCAGGAUCCUUGUUUGCCUGUGGGACUUAUAGAUCAAGUUCGCAGACAGAGCCAUGACCUCCAUGUUCUUGGCAAAGGAAACUGGGACAGUUGUCGGCAGCAGCUUGAGCCACUUCUUUUAAAGUCCAAUGAUACUCAGGCUUAUUUGAAUAGUGUUUACCAGCCUUCCAUUGACUUCUCAAACAGCGAGUUCUAUGGCUUCUCUGAAUUCUUUUACUGCACAGAAGAUGUACUUCGGAUGGGAGGCAUCUAUAAUAGUCAAAAAUUUGCCAAAGCAGCAAAGGAAUACUGUAGCAUGCCUUGGACAACAUUACAAGAUAGAUUUAACAGUGGUCUUUAUUCUUCUCAUGCUGACCAACACCGGUUAAAGUAUCAGUGCUUUAAAUCAGCAUGGAUGUUUAGUAUUCUUCACAAUGGUUUCCACUUUCCACAUGAGUACCCUAAUUUCAAGACGGCACAGCUGGUGUACGACAAGGAAGUGCAGUGGACACUGGGAGCGAUACUGUACAAGACUCGUUUCCUUCCGCUCAGGGAUAUCCGCCAGGAGAGCUCUCGGCCUGCCCACGUGAGCUGGUUUCGAAUCUCCUUUGUCUACAAUCACUAUCUUUUCUUCGCUUGCAUUCUGGUGGUGCUGCUCUCCAUUGUACUGUACAUCCUGCGCCUUCGCCGGAUUCACAGACGCCAGGCUCGUGCCUCUGCGCUUGAUUUGCUAUUGAUGGAAGAGGGCGUGCACACAGUGCUGGAACCUGGGAUCCCUACAUAAAACCAAAGCAGGACCGCUACAAUCACUAAUGCUUAGUAUAUUGGUUAAAAACCAGCACCUCCCAAAGAACUCUCACGUCAUUAACAUGGGACCAAGACUGAAUACAGUUAAGGAUAAACAUUCCAAAUGAGUUUUUAGCAAAAAUCUUAACAGAAAUGAGGAAAUAUGGUAUUUGUCACCAUUGCACUAUGUGGGUGUCAUUGUGACAUUUGGUGGACAACAUAUCCUAGCACCCUCCUGUCGUACAUUCCUUUUGUAGCAUUUAUGUACACAAUUCAUUAUGUCUCACUCCAUGUGUACUCAUUUGGUACACUAAUUAUUUCUCUUCAGUUCAGUGUUAUCUGAUUAGUUCCUGUGGUAUUACAAAUGAAGAAACAAUGAAGCUAAUAUACAAACUGCCAUUAUGUUAAAGCUCAUAUUAUUCUGACACAACAUUCGAGACAAAGGGAAAAGAUGGUUGUCUCUAAUGAUGUUAAUAGUUCAGGAAAAUAUAAAGAAUGGCACCAACCUUGCAGUCAAUAGGGUUGGCCACUGCUGAGGCAAAUGCUGUGGUUUCCUCCACUUAUAUGUAUAAAUGCAGAAGUUAGAAGAAGGGAGACUCUUUGCUUAUAAUAAGCAAUUCUCUUGACACAUUGCUGUCUAUUUAAGGGAAUACAAACAGAACACAACACUUGUAAAGUUGUAAAAAUGGUAUACUUGGGGUCGGAUCAGCUAUCAAAGGUAUAGCUAGCUCCAUAGUUUAAUGGGGACCAAGUACUUACAUCUAGGUAUUCUACUGUUAACUACAAGGCCAAGUAAUGUCUAUACUGAACUAAGUAUAUAGUGUAGCUGUGCUCUUAUUAUGGCCAGCAGCCCUAUGCCUGUUAAGUUACAGGCCCCCAUUCAGACCAAUCUUUUCAGGCAUAACUCUGCUCACCAUAGUAAGAAGCACAGCGACCCUAUGUCAUGAAAAUAUUUUUUUAAAAAGUGUACUUUGUACUUGCCCUUUAUUUGGCCUUUAAAAAACUAUAACCAUUGCCAAAUUGACAAAACUAUCAGUCCACAAGCCAAAAUGGGUGAUUCUAUUCAGAUAAAUCUGGUUGAACUGGAUUUAAUCAGAUUGGUAUUAUGGGAUAGUUUUUUUUAAUAAUAUGGUGGUUUGUACUGCAGGCAAUAUAAACAUUCCAACUCGUACUUGUAAUAAUGAUAAAAUCCAUUAUAAAUAUAACACUUACUUUGUGGUUAAUUAUCUUACUAAACAUUCAAAGGUUUAGGGAACUUGAUAAGCUGAAGCUUCUGUAUAUCUAAAUGUCCCAGCUUUCUUUCUGAGGUGUACGGCCAUCUCUAGAGACCAAAGGUGCUUUGUGCAUUUAGCAGAAGACUGCCGAUGAAUUAACGAAUACACUGCUGUGUACUUUAUAGUAAGAUACACCAGCUCUUGUAGAAAAGGCAACUUCAUCUUUUGUAUUAGUUCGUUCAUGUCAUUUACAAAGAGAUGUUUGCAAGGCAUUACUGUGCAAAUGUUGUAAUUCAAGGCCUCCUGUAAUAUAUUGAACAUGGAAAUAAGGGCAGGAUUUCAAAGGGUUCAUGUAGUUCCACACAUACCAGGAUACCAUUGUUUUUCCAUUGCCAUUGUGUUAUUCCCUGAUGCAGACACAUGACUUCAGCUCUUGUGAACCACAAUCACCAUGUCUGUACUUUAUAGCUGAAGGCUUCUCUUUCAACAUCAGAAGGGUGAUUUUUCACAGCACAAACAUUAUGCCGAAGGCCUUCAUAGACAAACCUGUGAAUUUACAGUGAUGUGUAAAAUGUGAAUUGAAUGAUGAAUCUUGUCAAGUUUUGUUCUGCUUGGAUACAGAGCAAAAAAGACGCGCACACAAAGCAUUCUGUGUUGACGUUUUGAUGCCGCAAAUUGUUCCUGUUGACCCUUGUGAAACUUUUGAAACUUUCCACUUCGAAAAUGUGUGUUGUCUGCUAAGUGAAGGGCACAUUUCUACCUUUCUGUUUGUUUACUGAUCAUUGUGUGAUGUUCAUGUGUCAACAGCUAUCUUCAAUUAAAAAUACACAUUUGUACAUUC